GUUGCUGUGCAUCCCACGCCGCACCCAUGCAAAACCAAAGGGCCUUUCAAUAGAUCAUGGGCCAUGGGCACGGCAUAGCGCUGCAAAUCCGUAGGAGCUUCUAAGAUACACACCCAUGCCUGGCCUUCUGCACCUCGCCUUUCUCUCGGGCUAUCUCGUCCUAACAACCUCCCGCCGCCGCCAGAAUUCGACGUCAGCACCUUGGUUCGGUCCGCUUCUCGGCCUCCUCAACACCUCUCGAAUCGGCUCGACGUUACAGCCAGACGUGCCAGGCUGCCAGGGCCUCUUCAACCCCGGAGAUGGCUUGCUGUCGAUCAGAGUUACAGACUAAGGCAGGAGAGAUUCGAGCCGGUGCAAGCGCCUCUCCACGCCAUCCAAGCUCAACACAACAGCGCUCGGCUUUGCUCAAGCCUCCAGACUAGAAGCCUUCAAGGGAAUCUUCAGCCAUUCUACCGGCCACCUGUCACUGCCAUUUUGGCAAAGGUGCGACGACCGUCUUUUGCUUCGCCGACGCCGGCUCUCGACGGUGCUGCUGUCUCAUCCCGUUAGCACCACGGCAGACGGGACAACGUCUGCCAAAAAGAUGGCCAUGAGUGCUUGGUCCUCGGUUCGCAAGCUUACUUCUUCACCCUAGUGUUCGAUGAUUAGGUAUGCCAGUUGCUCUCCGGCACCCAGUGUCGUUGAGGACGAUUCAUAUCUAGAGAAGACAGACCGAAAACUGCAUGCAUGGUGGUCGGCACCUGGCAAAUGCCACGAACACCACAAAACGAUUCUAGGUGUUGUUACCCUUCUACGGAUUCCCACGCAGCUC
This is a messenger RNA of Colletotrichum phormii, 811 nucleotides long. RefSeq lists its product as uncharacterized. The transcript has a single exon. The coding region runs from base 116 to 331 and encodes 71 amino acids. NCBI's taxonomy places the organism in Eukaryota, Fungi, Ascomycota, Sordariomycetes, Glomerellales, Glomerellaceae. The record is from RefSeq and is a predicted model, not a curated record.